This is a messenger RNA of Dichomitus squalens LYAD-421 SS1, 3048 nucleotides long. Its product is annotated as FAS1 domain-containing protein. Bases 69 to 2768 code for a protein of 899 amino acids. The transcript is spliced from 4 exons. NCBI's taxonomy places the organism in Eukaryota, Fungi, Basidiomycota, Agaricomycetes, Polyporales, Polyporaceae. The record is from RefSeq and is a predicted model, not a curated record.
AUCCCGCUCUACUCUCUCAGUCGCAGUCCACGUUCUGCUCCGAGUUGAACCCAGGCGCGACCCCUGCGAUGCGGCCAUGGUCGUGCAUCCCCGUCGGCCUCCUCGCCUUUCUUCCCCUCACCGCCGCCGCAGCCCAGCUCCCUCUCACACUCACUCCCGAACCCAUACCGACGAUCGAGUCCUUUACAAUCCUUGACGCACUCAAUAAUGACUCCGACUAUCGCUCCCUCAUAAAGCUCCUCCAGGUUUCGAAGCUCAUCCCCACCCUUAACAAGCUUAAUGAGGCCACCCUCUUUGCGCCCACCAACGGCGCCAUUAGUCGCCAUGCAGCUUCCAAUUCGCUAUGGCAGCAUGCUCUGCGCGAAGACACUGCUGAACUGCACGACAAUCUUCACCUCCGUCUUCGGCAGCAGCUCUUCUACCAUCUUCUCAACUAUACCCUCCCGCAUCUACCUACCGAGCAGACGCCACAGCAACACAAUACCUCGCUCUACCCCCGAGAUACCACCGAGCCGCCUACCCGGGAGCCGCCUCCGAAUCCGCCAUGGAUGCCCAUACCGAACGGCACACUCGGGACGGAUCCCCAGCGGCUUCGCUUGUCGGCUAGAGAUUCGACUCUAUGGGCCGGCGUGGAUUCAUUCGGGAACGGUGGUGCAAAGAUAGUCAAGGACAGCGUCAAUACAUCCAAUGGCCUACUUCUGGGCUUGGACGAGGUCUUAGAAAUGCCUCCAGAUUUAGCGACCGUCAUCUCUCGGCACCCCGGCCUCACGUACUUCCACAAGAUUCUCACCCCCGAGCUGACCAACUUCCUCAAUCAUACGCCCACGCUCACUUUGUUCCUUCCCGUCGACGAUGCUUGGAACGCGUUGGACCCCUUGGAGAGGUUAUACUUGGAAAGCGAGUUUGCCUCCGACGACUUGACGCGCAUCCUCAACAUGCAUGCAGUACUACUCGAGGACAGGACGGUCAAAUGGUCGGACUCGUUCGAGUCUCAGGUCGAAUUGCCGACCAUCGACGGUCCUGCGCUUAAGAUCGUGCCCACCGACAGUAAGAUCAAGGUAUCGGACGCUGAGAUUGUGGAACGCGACAUAUACGCGUCGAAUGGCGUUCUGCACACCGUUAAUUCCCUUCUGCUCCCUCCCGACGCGCUCCAGCUUACGCCGGAGAAAUAUCUCCUGGCGCUCAACUGUACGGAAUUCGUCUCCCUGAUCCAUUCAGUGGACCUGGGUCAUAUGAUCAACGAUAUGGAGGCCACGUACACAAUUCUUGCCCCCCGAGACGACGUGAUCAAGAUAUUCGGACGCGACGAGUUGCCUCACCGCGGCAGUGAAGAACUGAAGCGCUUCCUUCAAUAUCACUUCAUUCCCGGCAAGUGGUCCCCAAAGAAGUUCGAGAAUGGGAUGCUCGUGGAGACAGCGCUGGAAGAGGCUGGUCUGGCUGGCGGACGCCAGGUGAUGAACGUGGAGGUUGACGAGAAGAAGGGCAGUCAGGCAAAGGCCAUCAGGUUUGCCGGGGCCGGCGUCAUGGGUGAACAAGUCGAACCCAACAACACCAACACGGUUAUUUACUUCAUCUCGCACCCGGUCACACCUCCCGCUGAUGUGCUGGAGACGGCGUUGCCGAACCUCGAGUUCUCUUCCUUCAUUGCUGCCAUCUUCUCCACCAACCUCGGCGAAGAGCUGAAGACGACGCCCAAGACGACGCUCUUGUUGCCGCCCAAUGGCGCAUUCAAGCGCCUCGGAUUGCUCGUUAGCAAUCACUUGCUAUCGUCAUCCGCCAAGGCAGACUUGGAGCGCGUCAUCCGGCACCACACGCUACUGGGCGUUGACUAUGCCAAUGCGCUUGUGAACGGCUCUACACGAACAUUCAGGACACUGGAAGGCUCAGACGUAGCCGUUGACAGAGUCGGUGCGAAUCGCACUGUCAUCUUCACUCCGAGUGGCGGCUGGGAGGACAUGCAGUCUGGGUUAGUGCCGAAGAACAUGCUCACGGAGACUGGCGUCAUCCACCAGGUCACGGACAUCAUGAUCCCCCGCUCUGUCCAGCUCACCGUCGGGAAGCUCGUCAGGGCCGCGAAGGGCACGACGAUGUCCACCAUGCUCGUCAAGGCCGGUUUCGAGUGGGUGCUGAACGGUACCGCCCCGCCUGAAGGCUCCAAAUGGGACGAGAUGGGUCUGGGUGGAUCGGGUUGGACGCUCCUCUGUCCGACCGACGACGCAUUCAACAGCAUUAACCUGACGGCGCUGUACUCGGACGAAGAGCGGCUCAAGGACAUCGUCGCCCAACACCUCAUUCCUACCCCGACUAAUCCCACGUCGUCGCCCGCAGCAGGCAUCAUCGACACGUUCGUGAACAACCGCCCGCUCCCUCUCGACGACUCCGCGUCGUACACGACGCUGCACAGCUCCUCGUCCGCGUACGGGGACAUCAUCAUUCGCGUGCUCGACGGAGGCAAGGAGCCAGCCACAGUCGUCGGCAUCAAGGGUGCGCGCGGCAAGGACGGCGAGCAGGAAUGGGCGCGCGUCGUCGCAUGGGGCCGCUCGACGACCGGGAGCGGUACCGGGGGCGUCGUCGCGAUCGACCGUCUGCUACUGCCGUACGCGCCUAGCUGGUACGUCGAGUACGGCGCGCCUGUCGGGGUAGGUGUCGGGGGCGUGAUCUUGAUCGGGCUGUUCUUCUUCGGCGUGCGGUGGGUGUGGAGACGAGACACGACCGAGGCGACGUACGAGCCCAUCGGGGGCUUCGGUCCGGACGAUGGGGAGGAAUAGAUUAUGGUCAGAUUCAGGUUCAGCGGUCGGAUUGGAUUGGAUAUAUACGUAAUCGCUCACUCCCAUCCUAGCUAAGUGUCGUGGUUUUGCUGCGUUAUAGACUCGAGAGAUAUGGAAGUAGGGAAGCGGUCAUUACUCUAGGGGCCCUAAUGUGUAUGAUGUAUGUAUGUUCGUUGGCUGUGUAUCUGCUAUCAUGGGUAACACUUAACUUGCCUUCGACUAGUCUAGCUGAAGUAUUAGUCGAAGUGCUUGCGCAGUUCGAAUAUGUGGACGUAUUGAU